Messenger RNA from Magnolia sinica, 1175 nucleotides. Its product is annotated as 30 kDa ribonucleoprotein, chloroplastic-like. Gene Ontology annotation, cellular component: cytosol. The record is from RefSeq and is a predicted model, not a curated record. Gene Ontology annotation, molecular function: mRNA binding. NCBI's taxonomy places the organism in Eukaryota, Viridiplantae, Streptophyta, Magnoliopsida, Magnoliales, Magnoliaceae. The transcript is spliced from 4 exons. Bases 44 to 883 code for a protein of 279 amino acids.
GCGAAAAUAUUAUCGUCUUCUUGUAAUUCUCUGACUGUCGCCAAUGGCAUUGGCAGCAUCAGCAGCUCUCUCCUUACUCUCUCCCAAGCGCUCUCCUUGUUUAAUAAAACUUCACAUUUCCAUUUCUACCCCUUGUCUUUCUCUCCAUUCCCCCUUCUGUCAUAUUCCUCAUCUAAACCUCUCCAAAAUCCCAAACAGAUUCCUCCGUUUCCAGCAAUUCUCUGCAACGCAGGAAAUCGCGGUGGAAGAGAAGCCUCUAGAGGAAAUUCAAGAUGACAAAAGGCGGAAGCUCUAUGUCUUCAACAUACCUUGGAAUUUCCCUGCACCCGACAUCAGAAAUCUCUUCUCUGCAUGCGGAACCGUCAAAGAUAUCGAGAUCAUAAAGCUGAAGGAUGGUAGAAACAGAGGCUUCGCUUUCAUCACAAUGGCUUCCGGAGAAGAAGCCCGUGCUGCUGUUGAGAAAUUCAAUUCAUUUGAAUUGCAGGGAAGGAUUAUACGGGUUGAAUUUGCAAAGAGUAUGAAGAAACCUUCUCCUCCACCUCCCGAGGGUUCCACUGGUGGGGAAACACGGCAUAAGAUUUACAUCUCCAAUCUCGCAUGGAAAGCGAGGUCAAGCAAUCUCAGAGAAUUCUUUGCUGCCAGCUGUAACCCAGUGUCUGCCAGGGUGGUUUUUGAAAGUCCAUCUGGGAGGUCCGCAGGGUAUGGGUUUGUCUCUUUCGCCACAAAGGAGGAAGCGGAAGCUGCUAUUUCUACAUUGGAUGGGAGGGAAUUGAUGGGAAGACCCAUUCGUCUGAAGAUGAGUGAAAAGAAUGUUGAUGAAUCUGGAAGCGAAUCAAAUGAGGAAGACAGUAGCGAAGGACAGAUAGAAGAGUCUUCAGUUUGAGAGUACAGAUGGCCAUUAUGAUUACCAGGUUUCUUGAGUGAGAGGGAGAAUGUUGCACACAUGGACCAUUCAACCACAUCCAAUAUGCACUUUUAUCUCCAGGGAGAGUGAAUGGAAGGAGGAAAUUCUCCAGGUUCUGUAUAUUGUUUAUAUUUAUUGCCAUCUUUUUUUCUUCUUCUUCUUUUUUUUCAAGCAUAUUCAGUUUUCCCCAACCAGUACCUUAGCAUUCAAGUUCCCAUCUUUGCUUAUUUUCGUUUAUUUAUAGAAAUCAAUUGAGGGAAAUUCUGUGCAA